This is a messenger RNA of Schistocerca serialis cubense, 4318 nucleotides long. Its product is annotated as zinc finger protein 91-like. Gene Ontology annotation, molecular function: RNA polymerase II cis-regulatory region sequence-specific DNA binding; DNA-binding transcription factor activity. The transcript is spliced from 7 exons. Lineage: Eukaryota; Metazoa; Arthropoda; Insecta; Orthoptera; Acrididae. The coding region runs from base 113 to 1717 and encodes 534 amino acids. The record is from RefSeq and is a predicted model, not a curated record. Gene Ontology annotation, biological process: regulation of transcription by RNA polymerase II.
UUGGUUUAGCUGGUUUCAAUGUGUUGUGUACUGUCCAGUGUGCAGUCAGUUGCAACCUCGUGCUUUGGCGGAAAAAUGUGUGUGACAUUCUCAAGACUGUAGAACUGAAGCCAUGGACCAGGAGCCAACUAUGUGGAUAAAAAAAGAGGGAACAGAUGAAGUACAAACUGAGUUAUGCUUCAUGGCCCAAGUAUCCCCAAUCAGCAUGAAUGUAAAAGAAGAGUUGGAGGAGGGUGCGAAGGAAGAGUUUCUUGAAGACCCAUUAAAGACAGAUGACGCUACUGUUUUGGUAAAGCAAGAUCCCAAACUGAAACAAAAUGCUGUUGGAUCUGAGCAUAAUUCUGUUAGAGAUCCAUUGGGAAUAUCUUGGUCCACUGAUUUUAUCAAGGAGGACCCUGAACUAAAUUUGGAAAUGAAUGUAACAGAGAAUAUUGUGGAAACCUCAACAAGAUACCCAUCUGACAGUGCAAGAUUGACUCAGAGUACUGGUGGGAGGUGUGGCAUAUGUGAAGAAACGUGUCACCAUCGACUGGUCCAGGAUGAAUUUGUGAUUGAUAUGGAGAAGUCAACACACGAGUUUGGUACGCAUACAGGAGAUGUGACUGUUGAUAAAGAAUGCUCAGUUGCUACCCAAUAUGACUGUAGUGCGAGGGAAAAGGAAUUACAUGUAUAUAGCUGUAAUUUCUGCCAACAGGGCUUUCCUUCAAAAUACAGACUCAUAAAGCAUGUGUUUAUGCACACUGAUGGCAUGCAACCACCUUUGUAUGUUUGUAAGUGGUGUUGUGAGAUAUUUGACAGUAAAUUUAGUUUGAAAAAACAUCUGAGAAUGAGUGAGAAUUAUCACGUCUUAACUGCUGGCAUCCAUGAAAAAUAUGGCUAUAGUGAUGAGCAUCAAAGCAGUAUCCUUUUGGAUAGUUUGCCAGAAGUUUCUGUUACAGAACGCAAUGUGUGGUCUUCAUACAAGGAAACUUGGAAACCUUCAAAGAAGUCCUCUAAUGACAUGUGUAACACACCUAUGGGAAAUGAUGCUGACAAAAUAAGUGACUAUGGAACUUCGUCUACAGCUGUUAAUGUCAGGGCCCAGGGUGAUCUACUUACUGCAAACAGUACAGACAAAUGUGGUAUGUGUGGCAAAUUGUCUGGUAGGUCAGGUCAUCCCAAGAGAGAGAAAUUACUUGACACUGGAAAGAAACCCCACAAAUGUGAGAUUCGUGGGGAAUCGUUUUCUCAGUCAGGUCAUCUCAAGACAGAGGAAUUAAUUCGCACUGGAAAGAAACCUCACAAGUGUAAGAUUUGUGGGAGAUGUUUUGCUAGGUCGAGCAAUCUCAAGAGACACGAAUUAAUUCACACUGGAAACAAACCUCACAAAUGUGUGAUUUGUGACAAAUCGUUUGCCCAGUCAGGGAGUCUCAAGAUUCACAACUUAAUUCACACUGGAAAGAAACCUCACAAAUGUGAGAUUUGUGGGAACUCUUUUGCUAGGGCAGUUUAUCUCGAGACUCACAUUUUAAUUCACACUGGGAAGAAACCUCACAAAUGUAAGAGUUGUGGGAGAUGUUUUGCUAGGUCCAGCAAUCUCAAGAGACACAAAUUAAUUCACACUGGAAACAAACCUCACAAAUGUGAGAUUUGUGGCAAAUCUUUUGCUAGGUCAGGCUAUCUCAAGAAACACAUUAAAUCACACUGGAAAGAAACCUGGCAAAUGUGUGAUUUGUGAGAAAUCGUUUGCCCAGUCAGGUAAUUUGAAGACUCCUUAAUUAAUUCACACUGGAAACAACCUCACAAAUGUGAGAUUUGUGGGAGAUGUUUUGCUUUGUCAAGUUAUCUCAAGAAACAUGUAUUAAUUCACACUGGGAAGAAACCUUACAAAUGUAAUAUUUGUGGGAAAUCCUUUGCUUUGUUGAAUGCUCUCAAGAGGCGCACAUUAAUUCACACUGGAAAGAAAUCCCACGAAUGCCAUAUUUGUGAGAAGUCUUUUGCUAUGGCAGGCAAUCUCAAGGCCCACGAUUAAUUCACAUUGGAGAGCAACCUCACAAAUGUGAGAUUUAUGGGAAAUCUUUUGCUGUAUCCAGCAUUCUUAAAACACAUGCAUUAAUUCACAUUAGACAGUAACCUCACAGAUGUGAGAUUAGUGGGAAAUCAUUUGCUAUGUCAGGCGAUCUCAAGACACAUGCAUUAGAACACAUUUGAAGGGGACCUCACAAAUGUUAUGUCUGUGACGAAAGUUUCACUAAAUUGGGUACUCUCAAGACACAUGCAUUAAUUCACAUCAGAAAGAAACUACAAGUAAGUGUUGGUUUACACAAAUAGGUUUUCGUGGUUUGUGCCCUCAAGGCCUAUAAAGUAAUGGAUGUAACAGGGGACAAUAAAUUGCAGUUCCUGUGAAAUAACAUUAAAAUGUGGUAGAAUUGUGGAAAAAAAAGUGCAAUGAUGUGUACUGUAGAGUGGUAUAAGAUAAUGUUACUAUAUAAAAAUCCAUAUCUACAGAUUGUGAUGUCAAGAACUUGUAUUACUAAAUACUCCAGAAACAUGAAUCAAAUCUGUUUUUGUCAUUAACACUGCUGCUCUUUCCUAUCGAUCUUUAGACAAGAAGAUUGUGAAUUGUGAUAAAUCCUUACCUUCAUCAUUAAUCAUAAGUACAAUGCAAUAUUCAGUAUAAGGCCAAGGAAAUGUGAUGACUUGCUGCUUAAUAUUCCAGACAUAGUCAUUAUGUAGUACUUGUAACUGCACUUUAGAAAUAAUGUUAUCAAAAAUUUAUCCAUGGCACUUCCAUCACAAAGGCUAGGAAACUCAACACUGGAGAAACGUGAUUAUGGCAUUAUUUAACUAAUGUACAUUUUCUCAAGAGAUCUGCUGUGUGUGUCAUUAAUAGUGUGUACAUUUAUGUUCUGUUCAUAUUAAUCCUGCAUUUGUAAACGUAACAACAAAUAUAACUAUCUACUUAAUAGCAUGUUUGUCCUCUUUUGGAAUACAUGAACAAUUCUACAUGAUAUGGACUUGACAUGUCAUUUUCAUAUUUCUGGAUGUAUGUCGCACUAGUUGUAUUGCACACAUUCAGAUCAGCUAAAUGGUGUGGUUGAGACAUAACUGUUAGUUACCAUGCUACUCAGACCACUGUGUAGUCGGUCUUUACAUGUGACAUGGACAGUUACCUGCUGAAAGCUGCCUUCACUGUGGGAGAGCACAUCAGGCAUGAAGGAAUCUAUGUAGUUGCAAUAAAGGUGACAUAGUCUGCAACUGUCAUGAUGCCUUCACUUAUUACCAGAUGUCCCAAAGGAGCCAAAGUGACUUGCCCCAUAGCAUAACGGGCCCUCGAUCUGGUGCCAUUCACCUACAUGACUGCAUAUCUGGAUGUGGCAUCUCACCUGGUGUAACAAGAAAUGUCACUCGUCCUGACAGUUGGCAGUUGACAUUACCAUUGACCUUCAUUCCAGCAUCAAUGAUCCCUUGCGCAAUGCAGUUGCAAUUGAAAAAUUUGGUGGCUUAGUAUGGAAACAUACAGAGACCAUAUGUUGUGGAGCCCUAUGUUCAAAAAUGUACACUGAAUUGUGUGUUUUAAAAUGUGUAUGGCCUCUCCAGCAUUAUUUUCUGUUAUUAGAUAUGUCUCAUAUUGCCACAUUUCCAGCUUUACAGAGCAGACAAGCCUCUGAUCUCCAAGAUUUGUAAUGAGGUAUAGAUGUGUUACAUCUUUUCAUAAGGUUAUGGAUUUAUCACCUUUCAACCACUCUCUUUGGAUGUUCACAACAGUAGCAUAGGUCCAGCCAACCAGCUUCACCACUUUUGAGGUGCUAGUUCCCAACUGCAAUACCACUGUAACCUGUCCUUUGCUAAAGUCACUUAUGUCAUUGGAUUUACAUGUUCACAACCUAUCUAAUUGGUAGAACAAUUCAUUCUUAAUCUCUGAUCUGCUAUACUUGUAAUCUGCUUACUGCAUCAUUAGUGUACAACAUGGCAUUCAUUCUCCUCACAGGCAGUGUUCAUGAUAUUUUUGCUCAUCAAUGCAUCUUCAUGUAAAUGGGUCAGAUGGGAAAAUGUGUAAUCUAACAAAAUCAUUGUGCUUGGUUACCAUUUACACCAGUGCACAAUAGCUAUAUUUUUUUGUGAAAUUUUUUGUUUCACAAAGCUCUGUACAUAAUUCAGAGAUAUUGUAGAUAAGUGUUAUGCACCAAAGCUCUUAAUUGUUUGUUAAGCGUUUAAUACUGUGUAAGGUACAUGCAAGAACAACACUUGGGAGAGCUGAGAACGUGAGUACUAAAUAUGUCUAGUGUUAUAUUCAAAGAUGUUUCCAUUCUGGAUAUUUUUCUUAAUUUGUGUAAAU